GCGUCAGCAAAAAAAGGACACUGGGGAGGGGACUGAUCAGCAAACUGUCAAACUCGGUCGCAAACUGUUUCAACCCCUGACAUUGCACUGUGUAUUUAGGAGACUGCUUGGUGACACAACAGCUCGAUCUAUGUCUGCCAUGGACGCCGAAACCCUACCUGCUGCAGGCCAAGAAGAUCAGAAGAAAGAGCCUCUAAGGAUCGUGCUUCUUGGGAAGAGUGGAGCCGGCAAGAGCUCAAGUGGGAACACCAUCCUCGGGAGACAUGAGUUUAAAUCAGACAUGAGGGUGGUGAGAGUCACUCUACACUGUGAAAAGGGGGACGGGACUGUGAAGGAUGUGCCUGUGGAUGAGAAUGGGAAAGUUGAGGAUGUUCCUGUCUCUGUUAUUGACACACCCGGCUUUUUUGAGCUGGAUCGUAAGGAGGAAAUAAUGCGAGAGAUUCUCAAGCGUGUCAAACUCCAGGAGCCAGGACCUCACGCCUUCGUGUUUGUAGUCCCUGUAGGACGGAUGACCCAGGAGGAUCGAGAUACCCAGACGCUGAUCGAGGCAAAGUUUGGCCCUCGAGUUUGGGACCACACCGUCGUGCUGUUCACCCAUGGGGAUCGAUUGGAGGGGAAAACAAUAAGAGACGUUGUUGCCGAGAGCGACGACAAGUUCCGCAACUUCAUACGCAAAUGCAGCGGCGGCUUCUGCGUCUUCAACAACAACAAACCCGAGGAGCAGACCCAGGUGACAAGACUCAUAGAAAAGAUUCAGACCCUGGUAGCCCUGAAUGGAGGGGGGCAUUACCACAACGACCUGUAUCCUGAAGAAGAGAGGAAGAUCAGGAAGAGACAGGAGGCCAUCCUGGCAGAGAGAGAUGAUGAGAUCAGGCGCAAGGAGAGAGAGCUGGAGGAGCAUCACAAGGACAAAGAGCUGGAGAUGAAGAAGAGGGCGCUGUGGAGGAAAGAAGAGGAAAAUGCAAGGCUGGCUGCAGAGAAGCAGAGAAAGAGGAUCCCCGACAAUUGGAACAUUCUAAUUCGCACAUUAUGUGUAUUAGUAAUAGUAAUAGCAAUCAUUUUAUGUUUUUAUCAUCCAGAAGAAGAGUCAACCUCAAAUGCAGAAUUUCCAAAUCCUGAUGCUCUUCAAAGACGUGGAAGUUUUUGGUUUGCGCAACACAAUAGAUCUUUGUUUGCCAUGAACUCUGGAAGCAUGACCGAUGCAGAGCAAGAGGAGGAUCCAAAACAAGAGCCUUUGAGGAUCAUGCUUUUUGGGAAAGGCGGGGUUGGCAAGAGCUGCAGUGGGAACACCAUCCUCGGGAGAUAUGAGUUCAAAUCAGACAUGAGGGUGGUGAGAGUCACUCCACACUGUGAAAAGGGGGAAGGGAUUGUCAAGGACGUGCUUGUGGAUGAGACUGGGACAGUUGAGGAUGUUCCUGUCGCAAUCAUUGACACCCCUGGCCUGUUUGAAAAAGACAGCAAGAGGGAAGAAAUUGUGCAAAAGAUUCUGAAGUGUGUCAAACUCCAGGAGCCAGGACCUCACGCCUUCGUGCUUGUUGUCCCUGUAGGACGGAUGACCCAGGAGGAUCAAAACACCCAGGCUAUGAUCGAAGCAAUGUUUGGCCCUAGAGUUUGGGACUACACCAUCGUGCUGUUCACCCAUGGGGAUCGAUUGGAGGGGAAAACAAUAAACGACGUUGUUGCAGAGAGCGACGAAAACCUCCGAAACUUCAUACGCAAGUGCAGCGGCGGCUUCCACGUCUUCAACAACAAGAAACCCGAGGAUCAGACCCAGGUGACAAGACUCAUCGAAAAGAUUCAGACCCUGGUAGCCCUGAAUGGAGGGGGGCAUUACCACAACGACCUGUAUCCUGAAGAAGAGAGGAAGAUCAGGAAGAGACAGGAGGCCAUCCUGGCGGAGAGGGAAGCUGAGAUCAGGCGCAAGGAGAGACAGCUGGAGGAGCAUCACAAGGACAAAGAGCUGGAGAUGAAGAAGAGGGAGCUGUGGAGGAAAGAAGAGGACAGUUCAAGGCUGGCUGCAGAGAAGGAGACCAAGAGGGAGUCCAACAUAAAGAUCAUUUUGAGCUCCAUCCUGGUGUUACUUCUGAGUGGUUGGGCUCUCCAAGCACCAAACAUGUGGCCAUUGGCUGUAUUAGCUAUUUUGAUUUGGUGCGUCUUUAAUGGCUUACCAUUUCAUUCAGAAAAAAUACCAUGGCUUUCCAAGAAAAAAAUAUAUUUUAUAUACUUUCACUUUCGCAUUACAUCAUCAGCAAAAAAGGACACCAGGGAGGGGACUGAUCAGCAGACAGAAACGUCUGUCAAACUCGGUCGCUGUGUAUUUAGUAGACUGCUUGGUGACACAACAGCUCGAUCUAUGUCUGCCAUGGACGCCGAAACCCUACCUGCUGCAGGCCAAGAAGAUCAGAAGAAAGAGCCUCUAAGGAUCGUGCUUCUUGGGAAGAGUGGAGCCGGCAAGAGCUCAAGUGGGAACACCAUCCUUGGGAGACAUGAGUUUAAAUCAGACAUGAGGGUGGUGAGAGUCACUCUACACUGUGAAAAGGGGGACGGGACUGUCAAGGAUGUGCCCGUGGAUGAGAAUGGGAAAGUUGAGGAUGUUCCUGUCUCUGUUAUUGACACACCCGGCUUUUUUGAGUUAGAUCGUAAGGAGGAAAUAAUGCGGGAGAUUCUCAAGCGUGUCAAACUCCAGGAGCCAGGACCUCACGCCUUCGUGUUUGUAGUCUCUGUAGGACGUAUGACCCAGGAGGAUCGAGAUACCCAGAUGCUGAUCGAGGCAAAGUUUGGCCCUAGAGUUUGGGACCACACCGUCGUGCUGUUCACCCAUGGGGAUCGAUUGGAGGGGAAAACAAUAAGAGACGUUGUUGCCGAGAGCGACGACAAGUUCCGCAACUUCAUACGCAAAUGCAGCGGCGGCUUCUGUGUCUUCAACAACAACAAACCUGAGGAGCAGACCCAGGUGACAAGACUCAUAGAAAAGAUUCAGACCCUGGUAGCCCUGAAUGGAGGGGGGCAUUACCACAACGACCUGUAUCCUGAAGAAGAGAGGAAGAUCAGGAAGAGACAGGAGGACAUCCUGGCAGAGAGAGAUGAUGAGAUCAGGAUCAAGGAGAGAGAGCUGGAGGAGCAUCACAAGGACAAAGAGCUGGAGAUAAAGAAGAGGGCGCUGUGGAGGAAAGAAGAGGACAAUUCAAGGCUGGCUGCAGAGAAGGAGACCAAGAGGAAGUCCAACAUAAGGAUCAUUUUGAGCUCCAUCCUGGUGUUACUUCUGAGUGGUUGGGCUCUCCAAGCACCAAACAUGUGGCCAUUGGCUGUAUUAGCUAUUUUGAUUUGGUGCGUCUUUAAUGGCUUACCAUUUCAUUCAGAAGAAAUACCAUGGCUUUCCAAGAAAAAAUUAUAGUUGAGAUAUCAAUGCACCGUUAGUAAUCAGUCAUGCCAUGUAUUACUGAAGUCUAGAACAGAUCUUCAACAUUAAUGCAAGAAAUGCAGAAAAAAAGCACAGAAAACACGAGUAGAUUUUAUUUUAUGACUUUUGUUUCUUAUGAUUAAGAAUUAAUUGUUUAAUUAAAUGUAUUUAAUUAAUAAAUAAUAAUGAAUAAACAUUUAAAUGUGCAUGUAAGAUAGCCUAUAUGACGUAUAAUGCACUGUUAUAAUCAGUCAGUCUUGUCUAUUAAUAAGUUACAUAAAGAAUGAUUUAUCAUCCUUUAAGUUUUUGGUGAUGUUUGAUAUUGUGACUUUAUAUAUGAUGAGAAAUAAAGAAUGAAAGAAGUUCAAAUUUU
This is a messenger RNA of Labrus bergylta (ballan wrasse), 3773 nucleotides long. The record is from RefSeq and is a predicted model, not a curated record. Lineage: Eukaryota; Metazoa; Chordata; Actinopteri; Labriformes; Labridae.